UCCUCCUUGGCCAAAACAUGGAGGAAGAUGGGCCAAAACCAGCGUUACCAGCGUGCCUUCUAAGCAUUAUGCCAGCGUUAUACCAGCCACCAGCGUUUUCUUUGAGCUUGUCGCGUUGAGCCUUGUCACGUUGUCUUCGACCAGGCGCUGUUUCGACUCACGGGGAACGUUCUGAUCACGCCGUUAAAGAAGCAUUGCUUAUCGUUUGCUGUGCACCACGACGAGGCUUUGCGAUCACGGCUCAGUACGUCAGUACCUCCGAGGUGACCGCGAAACCGUUGCGACGAGGUGUUUUCUGCGACACCCGAAAGUAUUUCCACGGUAGCACGCAGUUAAACUGCGGUGCAAUCUUCGAUGGAGAGCACGCUUCGCGAAGUGAUGGCCCGGCUCACCAACCAGCCGUCGGACACCGUGCGGCCGGCGUGCAAGAAGUGCGGCUACCCGGGCCACUUCACGUACCAGUGCCGAAACUUCCUCAAGGUGAACCCGAACAAGGACAUCGUGCUGGACGUGAGCAGCACCAGCUCGGAGGAGGACGACAGCGAGGACGAGCAGUUCGUCUCGCCGCUGACGCAGCUCAACCUGGCGCGCGCGGCUGCGGCAGCCACCGCGGCGUCGGCCGGUGCGAGCCGUCACUCAUCCUCGUCUUCGCAUGAAAAGGCGAAGAAGAAGAAGAAAAAGAAGCACCACCAUCGGUCGCGUUCGGCUCAUCGGUCGCGGUCACCUCAUCGGUCACGAUCGCCUCGUCGCAAAAGCGACGAUCGCCACGGUCAGCGCAAGGGCCGCGACAACUGCCGCAAAAGCAAAAAGAGCGACCGCAAGAGGAGGAAGCACUCCCGGGACGACAAGCAGUCUCGCCGCAAGAGCAGCUCCAGCUCCACAGACAGUACACGCUGAUGCUGGCGACGGGAGCAAACUUGGGCCUGCACACUUGGUUGUGGGAAAGCACUGGUGUGACCUGCCAGAAGAAGUGAAACGCAGCCGAUGACGGCAGAGGAUUAGGAAAUCGGCAACCAUGCUCGCUAGAGAUAAUUACUACAGGAACCAACACCCUUUGUCCCACAGACUUUUUUUUUUUUUUUUUUGCUGCUACCAAUGGUGCAUUUUGUGAAUUGUGCUGAGACACAGUUUGUAGUUUCUAGACUGGCAGAUGCUUGCAAGUGUGGCAAAAAUUUCUUGUGCUGUAGUUUUCCACACUUUUAAAACUGCCUUUGUGGUAGGUCACUUCAUAAACCACCUCUAGAGGGCCAAAAAUUCUGUCAUUUUACACAAUAUGCAUUGUGACAUCCACAGACAUUCACAUUAUGAGUGUACAUCAGCCCCUUCAGACAUUGUAUAUAAAACCGCUGAGGAAAAUAUUUUGACACAUUUUGAAAUCCCUCGGAUUAGAGCCGUGCCGCAUAUUUUCAUACGUGCAAAGUGUUUUACUAAAAACGGUCAAGGUACAACAGCAUUCAGUAUGAGCAGCAAGACGGCACCUGUAGUUGAAGCCUGCACUGCAACACUGGCAAACAUAGAAUUGGUUCACAAAAUACCACCAAUCAGAACAAUGUUAAACUUCCACUUUUUUUUUUUUUUUUUUUGAAGUUGGCUUUGCCAUGUUGUGUUGGUGCCGCUUCAACGACAUCUGUUGUGUUGUAGUCAUGAAUGAAGAAACAUUUAGCAGAUAAUGUCACAUUGUCGGAGAGCCACUUCAUGCUGGCGGCGUCUAGUGGCACGCAAGGGAAAUGCUGCCGUUUCGGUUUCCGAGGGAACCGGCCACACGCGUUUCUCCCGCUCCGCCGCAGUCACGGAGCACGGGCGCGGAGUGCGUUCGUUUCUUGCUCCACCUUUUCCCUGCAAGACUUGUGCCAGCUUUUGCAGGUUUCAACAAAAUGCCUGCGUCCCAUCUUAGGCUAGUAAAUGCGGAAAAAGAGCAUACUGUGCAUAGCAGCGUCAUUACAGCCACUGCCACUACAUAAAAGAAAGGUUACAGAGAAGGCAGCCCACAAAAAAAAAAAAAAAAAAAGUUGCGUGCCCGCUGAAGCAAACGCCGUUGUCAUCUGCUCAUGAACACUGCUAAACAGAAUGCAAUAAACAGAAUGCGUGGGUCGUGCUCGCCCAGCCACGCCCGGCCAGUAACGCUUCUUUUUCUUUUUUUCUCGGUUGCGGCUUUGCGUUGCAAGGUGCCACCAAUUCAAGUGCCUCCGUCGGCGCAUGUUAUUUUUGUAUUUUUUGUGAUUGUUAUCUGGACACCUGCCGAUGCCCAUUCAAAUGGGAGUUUCACCUCCUAAAUAUUUCUUCCUCUGUUCUUGCAGUUCACAUUAACCCUUUCAGACGCCACCUAUGAACCGUCUGUAAAUUCAUCAAAUUGAUACAAUAUUAUUUCAAGGCAUUCCAUAUUCUAUAGAGAGCUUGCACGUGAUGUCAUGGACGCAGCUUCUGAAUGUACUGGCACUCCAUGAUGGUGUCUUUUAUGACAAACAAGUUGUCUUUAUGUGAAAACGACGUGUCAGGAAUGUUUCUGUGUGUGAAUAACAAAGGAACCUGCAUGUGAUGUUUUGAUAACAUUAAUGUGACAUCGCAAAUGUCUCGUCCCUACAUGCUGGUACUCCAACACUGCAGUUUUAGUGACGUCACUGCAAGCCAUCUAUUGCAACAAAAAUGAUGUCAUAACAUGUUCAUUUAUGUGUGUUAUAGUAAGUAAUCCUAAUGAAAUUGUAAUUAAGUAUCCUUUUAUUCCGUAGUCAUUCCUGCUCCGUUUUUGCAUAAAUAGAAUGAAAUCUCUGGCUAGAAAUAUAGUGCAAAUUCGUUUUCGGUUAUGUCCAUUUUUAUCAAAGAUAAAUUAUACUUUUGAUGUGGAUCACAGGAAGCGGCACGUUGAACAUGGUAGUGCCUUCAGCAAAGUGAUCCUGUGCAACAGUACAUUGCAAAAUGAAGUUAAAUGAAGAU
Rhipicephalus sanguineus (brown dog tick) is the source of this 2931-nucleotide messenger RNA. RefSeq names its product protein SREK1IP1-like. The coding region runs from base 355 to 897 and encodes 180 amino acids. Gene Ontology annotation, molecular function: zinc ion binding; nucleic acid binding. The transcript has a single exon. The record is from RefSeq and is a predicted model, not a curated record. Lineage: Eukaryota; Metazoa; Arthropoda; Arachnida; Ixodida; Ixodidae.